This is a messenger RNA of Entrophospora candida, 804 nucleotides long. NCBI's taxonomy places the organism in Eukaryota, Fungi, Glomeromycota, Glomeromycetes, Entrophosporales, Entrophosporaceae. The record is from the annotation of a GenBank genome assembly.
AUGGAAACUGGUCAUCCAAAUUCUCAUAAACGAAAACAGGAACAAGACCGUUUAAAGUUAGCACGACUUGCUAAACAGUUCAAAAUCGAUGGUAUAAUUUACAACGUUGGAAAAAAUCUUAAAUUAGGUGUUUUUGAAUCAGCAAAUAUUUUCAAGGAAGGGGAUGUUGAGUGGCCUAUUAUCAAUAUUUUCUAUCAAUGUCGCAGUCAAAAGCAUCCAAACUGUCCAAUAUUAUCAGACAUGGUUGGAGAAGCUUUAUUUCAAGAACCUGAUUUGUUAUUAAAAUCAGAUGGUUAUGUUGAUUUAAGAUUUGAUACGUGGUCUGACUCUGAUGACUUUCAAAAGGUUAUAGACCAAAUAUUGUCCUAUAUUCGUUGGUGUCAAAUUGAAGUAGAUAAUUUUAAUAAACAACAGAAAUUUCCAACAAGAAUAUCACCAACGCUCAUUGCUUUUCAACAAGAUGCAAAAAUUGCAAGUUGGAUCGAUGAGUUUGAUCUUGAUACAUCCAAAGAAUUUUAUGAUACCCAUAUGAUUUCAACUUGGUUGUUAGAGAUAGCAGAAACGAAAGCUUUUAUCAAAAGCACAUUUUCACAGCAUAAAUAUGUUGUAAUCAAAAAGUUAAUUGGUGGUUAUAACCCUUUUGAUUGGAAUAAUAAUUCAUUACCAUAUAUAAAUCCUAAAACAUCACUUGGUAAAGGUGAUUUAUUUCUAAAAAAGUCGAUUUGGAAUUGGACAAUUUUAUGGAUAUGUAGACAAACUAAUUUUGAAAAAAAAAGUAUUAAAUCUAGUACAGAACAAUUAUGA